AUGUUGCCAACCGAGAUUUCAGGAGGAGUGUGUUUCACCUCAAGCGAUCACACUGAGGGAAGGAGAGAAGGGAUGAAAACAGAGGAGAGCCAGCAGUCCUGUCUGCAGCAGCCUCCAUCCUCCACGCCUUUCGGUCCGGAGUACAGGCGUGGGGGGGGCGAGGUGUGCGCCGGCUGCGAGUCUCCCAUCGCAGACCGCUUCCUGCUGCGCGUCAACGAGCGCUCCUGGCACGAAACCUGCGUCAAGUGCGCAGUGUGUCUGAGUGCGCUCACCGGGACGUGCUACUGCCGGGACCGGCUGCUGUACUGCAAGCACGACUAUGAGAAGCUGUUUGUGAGGAAGUGCAGCGCCUGCCUGCAGGUGAUCGGUCGCUCCGAGCUGAUCAUGCGCGUGCUGGGCCAGGUCUACCACCUGGGCUGCUUCAGCUGCUGCGAGUGUGAGCGCCGGCUGCAGAGAGGCGACGAGUUUGUGCUGAAGGAAGGUCAACUGCUCUGCCGCAUGGACUACGAGAAGGAGAGGGAGAUGCUGGCCGCCAUCAGUCCCACGCCGACAGAAUCAAUGAAGAGUGAGGAUGAGGAUGGUGGAGGGGGCUCCGGGGGGGGGAAAGGUGGUGAUGACAGCAAGGAGCACAAGCGUUCCAAACGACCACGAACCAUCUUGACCACACAGCAGCGCCGCGCCUUCAAGGCCUCAUUCGAAGUGUCUGCGAAGCCUUGCCGCAAGGUGAGAGAGACACUAGCGGCUGAGACUGGUCUGACAGUACGGGUUGUGCAGGUGUGGUUUCAAAACCAGAGAGCCAAGAUGAAGAAGAUCGCUCGUCGGCAGCAGCAGCAGCAGCAGCAGCAGCAGGAGCAGGAGCAGCUCGGAGGAACCCGGAGAGGUCAGAGCCGAGGAGGCCGCCAGAGCAACGACGACAGUGAGGAUGGAUCCAGUACUCAUGGCAUGGAUGGGAUUCUGGGAUAUGCUUCUCUGCCACGUCAGCAGCUACUGGCUCUGGACCCCAACAUCUACGGAGGAGAGCCGUUCCGACACGGGCUGACUCCACCGCAGCUGACCAGCGAGCAGCUCCACUCCUAUGACUCAGAGACCGUGUUCCACGACCUGGACAGCGACGGGAGCCUCGGUCACCUCGGCGACUGCCUCCUAGCAACAGGGGACGGCGGUCUCCUGGCAGGGCGAGUGGGAAACCCCAUCGACCGUCUCUACUCCAUGCAGAACUCCUACUUCACCUCCUGA
Messenger RNA from Limanda limanda (common dab), 1236 nucleotides. It is a transcript of the gene lmx1al, whose product is annotated as LIM homeobox transcription factor 1, alpha-like. Gene Ontology annotation, molecular function: RNA polymerase II transcription regulatory region sequence-specific DNA binding; DNA-binding transcription factor activity, RNA polymerase II-specific. Gene Ontology annotation, cellular component: nucleus. The coding region runs from base 1 to 1236 and encodes 411 amino acids. Lineage: Eukaryota; Metazoa; Chordata; Actinopteri; Pleuronectiformes; Pleuronectidae. The transcript is spliced from 9 exons. Gene Ontology annotation, biological process: regulation of transcription by RNA polymerase II; neuron differentiation. The record is from RefSeq and is a predicted model, not a curated record.